AUGACGUGACAGAGACACAAACACCGUGUGCUGGAUGUCUUUCUGCAAAACCUGCACCCCACACACCUGUACCUGGAUUUUAAUCUCCGUCUGCUUUGAUUAAACCGCCUCAAACACUCUAAAGGCAAUAAAGAAAACUCUAUGCUUUGACUUCUAUGAUGCCAAAUCCAGUAAAUCUGAGUACUGAAGAGUGGUCGUCUGUGUUGAAUGUUUGCAAAUGAAUCCACGUGAAGAAGCAGUUGCUGUGUCCCUGGCUCUCGCUCUGAACGGCGUCUUUACGAACACCAUCAAGCUGAUCGUUGGCAGACCCAGGCCGGAUUACUUCCAGCGCUGCUUCCCGGACGGACAAGUGAACGCCAAGAUGCUGUGCACCGGGGAGCCAGACGUCGUCUCGGAGGGACGCAAGAGUUUCCCCAGCAGCCACUCGUCCUUUGCGUUCUCCGGUCUGGGCUUCACCUCCUUCUACCUGGCGGGGAAGCUGCAGUGCUUCACGGAUCAGGGUCGGGGGCGGAGCUGGCGUCUGUGUGCCAUGGUGCUGCCUCUCUACAGCGCCUUGAUGAUCGCUCUGUCACGCACCUGCGACUACAAACACCACUGGCAAGACGCCGUCGUUGGGGGCGUCAUCGGCUUGUUGUUCGCGUACAUCUGUUACCGGCAGCACUACCCCCCCUUCCUGCACUCGGACUGCCACUUGCCUUACGCCAGUCUGCCUGCCGCCCCGCACUCGCCCCCGCUGCUUCAGGACGACCCGCAGCCCACCGACAACGCCACCAGCCUCCCCCUGGAGGGUCUGACUGAAGGGCCGGUAUGACUAGUGGCCCCCGGGGAGACCCCCCUGCACACCCUGACCAAACCCCAGAGUUCCCCUCCCUCCUCCCAGUGACUGACUCGUUUACAUUCCAGUGGACAGACACACACCCUGCUCGUCUUCAUCACGCUCAGCUUUGUUCUUUACUCUGACGUUAGAAGAACACGGGACAUCGAGGAACAAAGAUGUCGGACUAACGGCGGAGGAACUGGACGAAGAUUUCCUCACACAUUUGAUAUUCUUAUCGUGCAUCGUUUUUACCGCCACAGCAACAAACAUGGCUUCAUAAAUAUGAAUAUGAUCAUGGUGCAUUUUGUAGAUUGAAGGAACAAAGAGAGAAAACGGAGAAGGGCUGCUUCCUGUUUCUGACAACAACGACUUUUAGAGGUGUUUUUAAAGGCUGCUGAUAAAAAGGGAGGAAGUGAUGGAAAGAAAGGGAGGGGAAUAAAACAGACAAAGGUCAGGAGGCAGUUUGGCUUUAAGUACGGUCCUUUAAUUCUUCAGUAUAUUUAAUAUUCAGCCGUUCAAAGAUUCACAAAGCGUCACAGUUCAACCAUCAGAUGUUAAAUUCACAUUACACGAUCUGAUAACUCUUCAGUCACAUCUUUGUGUUAAAGUCCGACUUUAAACGUCCGUCUGCAGUUUUACAACUCAAGGACUCGACUCACUCCGGAGCCGCUCUGCUCUUUACUAUGUGUGUUGUCAUAGCAGCAUUAUAUAACAGAAGAAGGACGAUACCCAGCGUUCCCAUGCAUUCAAACCACUCUCUGUUCUUCUGUUACAGCCUGUUAAACUGUGAUGUGCAUUUCAGCACCACUCCUCUUCCUCACUCAUCUUCCUCUCCAUGUUUCUGUCGUCAUUAUGUUCUCCACUCUUACAGAUUUUAAGGCAGAUUUUUUUCUUCUCUCUGUUAGUCUGAUUUUCUGCAGAGCUGCUUGUGGGACCCAAAGUCUUUAUUUCAGUGAUCAUUAUUGUCAGAUAAAAACAGAAACACAAACAGAUCAGAGCGACACAGGAGAGACAACAGCCAGCGGUGAGCGUUGGCCAGAUAUCAAACAUUUGAAAGACGCAUGACGCAGCAGAGUGUGUGGACGGUCCCCCGCAAUCUGAAAGAGAUGUUUUCAUAUUAAACUUGUACUUUAGCAAGAUGGACUAAAAACACAUGUGAACAAAACAAUCAUGUAAUAACAAGAAAACACAAAUAUGUUGAUCAAUCAUCGCAAACAACAGUGUGAAAGAGGGACCAUCAGACAGCUCCCUUAAAGUGAAGCCAAAAGAUUUAGAGCUCCCCCUGCUGACUGUCCGCAGUACAGAUCGUGCACCCCGCCUCCUCCAUGUUAAUAGAUUGGACAUGGGUCGAACUCUAAAAUUCUAGAACUCUGUCUUUGAUCUCAGAAUUCUAGAACUUUGCCUUCGAUCUCAGAAUUCUAGAACUUUGCCUUUGAUCUCAGAAUUCUAGAUCUCUGCCUUUGAUCUCAAAGACAGAAUUCUAGAACUCUGCCUUUGAUCUCGAAGACAGAAUUCUAGAACUCUGCCUUUGAUCUCAAAGACAGAAUUUUAGAACUGCCUUUGAUCUCAGAAUUCUAGAACUCUGCCUUUGAUCUCAGAAUUCUACAACUCUGCCUUUGAUCUCAGAAUUCUAGAACUCUGCCUUUGAUCUCAGAAUUCUACAACUCUGCCUUUGAUCUCAGAAUUCUACAACUCUGCCUUUGAUCUCAGAGUUCUAGAACUGCCUUAGAUCUCAGAAUUCUAGAACUCUACCUUUGAUCUCAGAAUUCUAGAACUCUACCUUUGAUCUCAGAAUUCUAGAACUCUGCCUUUGAUCUCUGAAUUCUAGAACUCUUCCUCUAAUCUUAAAGGCAGAAUUCUGAGAGGAAAGGUUACGACUUAAAAAAAAUAGGUGGCCCAAACCCUCUUCCAUAUUAAGGCCAUUAUUGACAGCUGUUUUGACUAAAGAAGCUCCUGCAGCAGCUGUGUCCCCCGGAUUAUCAGAGUAGAGGAGAAACGGGGAGAGGAAACGUAACAAACACUUACACAAGAAUCUGUGACGCUGUGGACUGGACCUACCUGACAUCAUGAAGUCUGUGAGGGGUCAGUGCUCGGGCUUCAGGGGGCGAUUGGGAUCAGGCCGAUGAGUAUGAUUAAUGACAGGCAGGUGAGGAUGAUGAGGAGGAAGUGUGUGUGGACGGACACACACUGAAUGUGCAUUAAUCCUCAUUAAGUGAGGUCAGACCUCGCUGCUUAUGAACCCAUCAUAACUGGAGAGGAUCCGCACAGACUGUCACAGAUAUCUAUCUGCACACUGCAGAUCCAACAUUCAUGAGAGGACAGAUGUCUAAUCUGAUGUAUUCGACCUUUAUAUAAUAUUUAAAGUAUUCAAUCAACAGAACAGUGAAAACAAAGACACAAUAGAUUUGAACCUCCUGCUCAGCUCCCUCAGACCUCAGGUCCUGCCUCCUUCACAGAGGACUCUGCCUCCCCGUCAUCAGCAGGGCAAUUUGCUGUCUCUGCCAGGUUCUGUCAGCAAUGAUGGAUAAUUGUGUUGCCCUGGUUACUGUGUCUUUCUGCCAUUGCUGCAACAUUAAGAGGAAGGUGCACGCUCAGAUUAUCUUCAAACUGACCCAGAUCUGAAAAAAGGAAAGUGUACUUAUUAACUCUGCAGAUUUCAGGCUGAAGAACCAGGAGAUGGAACAUCAGAAAGAAACAUGUCAGAGGCUAUAAGUAACUUUAUUCAAUUCUCAGUUUACUGAUCAAGCGUUUCUGUGUAUGUGUUAACCUUCAACUUCCAAAACACACAUUUAGUUUUACAAAGCAGCCGUUCAAAUCAGCCUCAACCUCUGCUGCCGUGUCCGAGUUCAUGGACUCAGUUUGUUAGUGAAAAGACGAGGGACGCUUUGCCGUCCACAUUAAAAAGAAAAUCAAUAUUUAUUCAAAUCAACUAAAACGAAGCUUCUUUCAGUAAUGCGACCCAUCGACAGCUUGUGCAAUGUGUGCAAAUGUUUAUAAAGCUCAUCUCUGUUGACAAGUGCGAACAAGCUACAGAGACCCAGAUGAUUUCCAUUCAUAGCAAAAGCUGCUAAUCCACAGGAUCAUUAAAAGUCAUUAACAAAAGUCCAGAACAAACAUGAUAAAGAAAUAAGUUACAAACAACUAGAUUGGACUUGAAACAAAAACAUGAACCACAAACCCAGAAAACUAAAGCAACAAAGAAACGCUGCAAAUCAAGUUAUCAUAAUAGAAGUCCUCCAGGCCUGAGGGGGGCGCUAGACUGUGACAUCCCCUGUUAGCUUCAGAAGUGGACGAAUGCUAGUGGUCGGCGUGUUGAAAAUGCGACUCAAACUCACUUUAGAUCGACUUAGACUCUUGCAAAGGGGUGGAGCUAAAUCAGGACUCACGCUGCCAGGAAAACUGCCACAGUCAACCAAACCACGCCCCCAAUUAUGCUAAUGAUGCAAAACUCUUAAGCCUUAAUUUAAUCAAGUCUGAGGAGUUAUGAGGAGACAGAAAUGAGUGGGAACAUUUGUAGACUUUUGGAGUCAGCCUUCGGUGGACACUUGAGGAACUGCAGUUUAUUAUUAAACUUCCAUUCCCCCCCCCCUCCCCAAUAUCCUGUAUAAUAAAUGGACGUAGUCUGCUUUGAAGCCGAUCGUCAGUGGGUGCCAUAUUGUAAACUCAACCUAGCUUCUGUGGAGCCAGUGUGAGGUAAAGAGGCGGACCUUAACCCUCCUCCCUAACAGCUACAGUGUUCCCGCCUGUCAAUGAGGUCAGCCACGCCCUUAUUUGGGCACAACUCGUAACUGUUAUAUCUUCAAAAAUAACAAGAUGUAAAAAAAAUUCACCCACGUACAGUGUGUGCUUACAGAGAAACUCACUACAGCUGUAAAGAUCGGCUCUUUGAAUGGGUGUGUAUAUGGUUUCCGAUACUUCUGGAGCCAGCCUCUAGUGGUCACUCAAGGAACUGCAGUUUUUAACACUUCCGCAUGGGCUUCAUUUUUUAAGACCUGAGGUUGCUGCUUGGCUUUUUCUUUGAGAAGCUGUUUUUUUAAAAGUUUCUUUAAGUUCUAUGUUCCAAUGAGUGCCCCCUACAGGACAGGAGGACCUCCAAUGUGAUAACUGGAGAUGAGGCUUAAACAACGUGAAGAUUACGGCGUGCUAGUUCGAGUUUCAGUUUGAUAACACCGACUACAAUGAUGAAAUCUUGUGUAUAGUUAGCAUCUUCUCACCAGGCUAUUUUUUAACACAUCCCAUCAUUAUGCAAAAUGUCUUAAAUAUAGACAUUAGGGAAAAAUGAUCCAACGUAAGUCAUGGAAGUCCCGUUUCUUCACUGCUGCCUUCUCCAUGCUUAAGUUUGUAGUCGCAGGAUCUCUAACGAUACUCUGAGUCUAGCAGCCUUUCCAUCACUCAGACCUGUACCAGUGCAGAUCCACGAACAUGGUUUAUCCUCUCAUGGUGUGUUUUUGCAGCAGUCUGGACUUGCAGCAUCUUUCUGUUGUUGCAUUUGAUUCAGACGACUGUUUCUGUUUUUCAGUUUAAGUUUCUCUGAAUUUGCAGCCGAUCUUUAGCCGCUCCCACUUUGUGCACCACCAUACGUUCCCACAGUGAUGCAAUACAUAAACAAACCUUUCCCCCCUGAGAUUAAGGUGCUGGACUCUGCACAUCAGACUCUGCACAUCAGACUCUGGACAUCAGACUCUGCACAUCAGACUCUGAGUCGAUCAGAGACGAACUCUGAGAUUCGGACACUUUGCUGUGUUUUGAUGAGAUGAUUGUGACUCAGCUUCUUCGUUCUGUGACUCACGUUGGCCUGGCUUUGCGGUCUGAUGUUUGUUCUUUGUCAUUUAGUUUGAUCUUAUAGAUGGAGUGUAUUAGAAAAUGUUUAUGCUAUGUGAGAGUUUUUUGAUCCACCCAUCUCUUGUUUUGAUUUGGUGCUAUUGAGAGUUUUGUAGCAGUAGUUUCACCUCUCAAACGGUGGAUGUGUCAUUUUAAAGGAGAGCUGAGUAAUUUUAUACUAAAAAAGAAAACAUAAAAACAACUUGAUUAUUUUGUGCUCAAGGACAACCCGUGCUUGGAGCUGUUAUUUUUCUUGAAGCAUUUUCUCCUCCCGAGGACUGACGGGGCGAAAGAAGAUAAAAAAGAUCAGAGACUGAUCAGUUAUAUGAAUAGAUGUCUGAAGAAAAACCGAGUGUAAGAUGUAAGAGUCUUUGUUCUUGGCAUGCUGAUUCCAUUUGUGUGAAAAGACUGUUUUCUAUCAAUAAGCAUGUCUGGCCUUGAGAUAUUUUGCUGUUUAUAUUCUUUCUGUAAAAUAAAGGACUGCAGCCUUGUGAAAUCUAACCCGGGUCGAGAUCAGAAGAGUCCGAUGGAUCCUGUCGGAGGGGGAUCAUCGGAGCCGCCUCGCUCGGAUUCAACACGGCCGUUAAAAAAUAAGGUGUAAGAAUGUCGUCCCUGUAACGGAUCAGAGGUUUGACAUUAUUCUUAUAUUGUAUGCAAAUAAAUGAUCUUACAUUAACCAGCAGCAGACGUUUAAAUGAGCAACAUCCGAAAUUCAGUGAAUGGAUUAAAGCUUAAAGGAGCAGCUGAAUGUGUGUGUGAGUGUAACUCCGUUCUCAGUGUGUGUUGUGGUUUUCAGUUGUGUUACUCUUGUUUAGACAGUUUUCAAUAAACUUGUAUGCUGA
Molecule: messenger RNA, 6480 nt
Organism: Notolabrus celidotus (New Zealand spotty)
Lineage: Eukaryota; Metazoa; Chordata; Actinopteri; Labriformes; Labridae
Gene: plpp4
Product: phospholipid phosphatase 4
Exons: 5
Coding region: 218-811 (197 amino acids)
Biological process (GO): phospholipid metabolic process
Molecular function (GO): phosphatidate phosphatase activity
Source: RefSeq, a predicted model, not a curated record